GAAGAUUGGAGGCUGAGAGAGGAGGUGUGAUUUGCCUGAGGUCACACAGCAGGACUCGGCCCCACCACAUACUGUCUUGGCUUUACCUCUCAAGCCAUCCUGUCCUACCCUGCGGGGUCUCACUGCCUGCAGCAGGGCUAUGGACGGGAAAGUGGCAGUGCACAAGAAUGCGGUCUCCUGGAUCCCUGAGGAAGGAGAAACGUUGGACCAGGAAGGCAAGGACCAGGUGAAGGAUCGGGGCCAAUGGACCAACAAGAUGGAGUUUGUGCUGUCAGUGGCCGGGGAGAUCAUUGGGCUGGGCAAUGUCUGGAGGUUUCCCUAUCUCUGCUACAAAAAUGGAGGUGGAGCCUUCUUCGUGCCCUACUUCAUCUUCUUCCUCAGCUGCGGCAUCCCAGUGUUCUUCCUGGAGGUGGCGCUGGGCCAGUACACCAGCCAGGGGAGCGUCACAGCCUGGAGGAAGAUCUGCCCCCUCUUCCAGGGCAUUGGCAUAGCAUCCGUGGUCAUUGAGUCCUAUUUGAACAUCUACUACAUCAUCAUCCUGGCCUGGGCCCUCUUCUACCUGUUCAGCUCCUUCACCUCCGAGCUGCCCUGGACGACAUGUACCAAUCCCUGGAACACAGAGCAUUGUGUAGACUUUUUGAACCACUCGGGAGCCAGCACAGAGACCCAUUCUGAGAACUUCACCUCUGCUGUCAUGGAAUUCUGGGAGAGACGGGUUCUGGGAAUCACCUCGGGUAUCCAUGUUCUGGGGGCCCUGCGCUGGGAGCUGGCCCUGUGCCUCCUGCUCGCCUGGAUCAUCUGCUACUUCUGCAUCUGGAAGGGCAUCAAGUCCACAGGCAAGGUUGUUUAUUUCACUGCCACGUUUCCCUACCUGAUGCUGAUCGUCCUGCUGAUCCGAGGUGUCACCCUCCCCGGAGCCUAUGAGGGCAUCAUCUAUUACCUGAAGCCAGAUCUGCUCCGUCUCAGAGACCCCCAGGUGUGGAUGGAUGCAGGCACCCAGAUCUUCUUCUCCUUUGCCAUUUGCCAGGGCUGCCUCACUGCUCUGGGCAGCUACAACAAGUACCACAACAACUGCUACAGGGACUCCAUUGCCCUCUGCUUCUUGAACAGUGUCACCAGCUUUGUGGCCGGCUUUGUGGUCUUCUCCAUCUUGGGCUUCAUGUCCCAAGAGCAGGGAGUGCCCAUUUCUGAAGUGGCUGAGUCAGGUCCCGGUCUGGCCUUCAUUGCAUUCCCUAAGGCUGUGACCAUGAUGCCUUUAUCCCAGCUGUGGUCCUGCCUCUUUUUCAUCAUGCUGUUAUUCCUAGGCCUGGACAGCCAGUUUGUCUGCAUGGAAUGCCUGGUGACAGCCUCUGUGGACAUGUUCCCCCAGCAGCUCCGGAAGCGUGGGCGGCGUGAGCUGCUGAUCCUUGGCAUCUCGAUCGUGUGCUACUUGGUAGGGCUCUUUCUGGUCACUGAGGGCGGGAUGUACCUCUUCCAGCUCUUUGACUACUACGCCUGCAGUGGCAUCUGCCUGCUCUUUCUCUCCGUGUUUGAAGUCAUCUGCAUCAGCUGGGUGUACGGAGCAGACCGUUUCUAUGACAACAUUGAGGACAUGAUUGGCUACCGGCCCUGGCCACUGGUGAAGAUCUCCUGGCUCUUCCUGACCCCGGCACUUUGCUUGGCCACCUUCCUCUUCUCCCUGAGCAAGCACACGCCGCUCACAUACAACAACGUUUAUGUCUACCCUCCCUGGGGCUACUCCAUUGGCUGGUUCUUGGCCUUUUCCUCCAUGGCCUGUGUUCCUCUCUUCAUGGUUAUCACCCUCCUGAAGACCCAGGGUUCCUUCAAGAAGCGCCUGUGCCAGCUCAUCAUCCCUGAUCCCAGCCUGCCACAGCCCAGGAGACACCUACACCUGGACAGCAGCCCCAGUCAAGACUACAGACCGUUCCCACUGAAGGAAGGACUCAUCGCUGGAGAGAAGGAGACUGAACUAUAGGAAGGGCCAGGGCCCAGAGUCCAGGGGCCCUGGGGCCAGGAACCUGGGCAGAGCUACCCUUCUCCAUGGAUGACCUCAGCCUUCAGUCCCCUGCCUCUGUCCUGCUGAGACCUCCCGGAGACCCUGGGCCCAGCCAGAGGUCACUUCCCACCCUUUCCACCUCUGCUCCAAGCAGCUGCAUUUGCAUUGACUCUUACCCCAAGCCCCUGACUUCUCAGAGGAGAAAACCAAGGACCUGACAGACAAAGGAACUUUUUCAAGUUUGCGGGAGCAGCCUGAGACACACCUCAGACCUGAUGUCCUUGGGCUUAGGCUGGUGUUCUUCCCAUCGUGCCCUUGCCCUCGUUAAUAAGCAUGUACAAUAUGUAUCCAUUUUCCUAUGAAUGAAUCUAAUUCCUCAUUCUUUAUGGCUGAGUAAUAUUCCAU
Molecule: messenger RNA, 2401 nt
Organism: Fukomys damarensis (Damara mole-rat)
Lineage: Eukaryota; Metazoa; Chordata; Mammalia; Rodentia; Bathyergidae
Gene: Slc6a12
Product: solute carrier family 6 member 12
Exons: 15
Coding region: 140-1975 (611 amino acids)
Biological process (GO): neurotransmitter transport; sodium ion transmembrane transport
Cellular component (GO): plasma membrane
Molecular function (GO): gamma-aminobutyric acid:sodium:chloride symporter activity
Source: RefSeq, a predicted model, not a curated record